Messenger RNA from Sipha flava (yellow sugarcane aphid), 2311 nucleotides. Its product is annotated as heat shock protein 70 B2-like. The transcript has 6 exons. Gene Ontology annotation, biological process: cellular response to unfolded protein; protein refolding. NCBI's taxonomy places the organism in Eukaryota, Metazoa, Arthropoda, Insecta, Hemiptera, Aphididae. The coding region runs from base 1 to 1872 and encodes 623 amino acids. Gene Ontology annotation, cellular component: cytoplasm. The record is from RefSeq and is a predicted model, not a curated record. Gene Ontology annotation, molecular function: ATP-dependent protein folding chaperone; misfolded protein binding; ATP binding.
AUGAGCAAAGUGCCGGCCGUGGGUAUCGAUCUGGGAACCACGUACUCGUGCGUGGGCGUGUGGCAGCACGGCAAGGUGGAGAUCAUCGCCAACGACCAGGGCAAUCGUACGACGCCCAGCUAUGUGGCCUUCACGGACUCGGAGCGGCUGAUCGGAGACGCGGCCAAGAGCCAGGUAGCAAUGAAUCCGCGGAACACGGUUUUCGAUGCCAAACGUUUGAUCGGUCGUAAAUUUGAUGAUCAGAAAAUACAAGCGGACAUGAAGCACUGGUCGUUCCAAGUGAUCAACGAGAACAGUUUGCCCAAAAUAUCCGUGGAGUAUAAGGGCGAGAGGAAGAUAUUUGCUCCGGAAGAGAUCAGUUCAAUGGUGCUUACAAAAAUGAAAGAAAUCGCCGAAGUUUAUCUGGGCGGAAAGGUCACCGACGCGGUGGUCACCGUGCCGGCAUACUUCAACGACUCGCAGAGGCAGGCGACCAAGGACGCGGGCGCCAUAGCGGGGCUGAACGUGUUGCGGAUCAUCAACGAGCCGACAGCCGCGGCGCUGGCGUACGGGCUGGACAAGAACCUGAAGGGCGAGAAGAAUGUGCUGAUCUUUGAUCUGGGUGGUGGCACGUUCGACGUCUCCGUGCUGGCCAUCGACGAGGGUUCGCUGUUCGAGGUCAAGUCGACGGCUGGGGAUACGCAUCUGGGCGGCGAGGACUUCGACAACCGGCUGGUGGCACACUUCGUCGACGAAUUCAAGCGCAAGUGCAAGAAGGACAUCGGCGGCAACACGCGCGCGCUCCGGCGCCUAAGGACCGCGUGCGAGCGCGCCAAGCGCACGUUGUCGUCCAGCACCGAGGCUUCGUUGGAGAUCGACGCGCUCCAUGAUGGCAUCGACUUCUAUGCCAAGAUCACCCGGGCCCGGUUCGAGGAGAUGUGCAUGGACCUGUUCCGGUCCACGCUGUCUCCCGUCGAGAAGGCGCUGGCCGACGCCAAAAUGGACAAGGCCAGUAUAGACGACGUCGUGCUGGUGGGUGGCUCCACCCGGAUACCGAAGAUACAGAAAAUGUUGCAGGAUUUCUUUUGCGGCAAAUCAUUGAACCUGUCGAUCAACCCGGACGAGGCUGUGGCUUACGGGGCUGCCGUGCAAGCCGCCAUUCUCAGUGGCGACACCAGUUCAGCCAUCCAGGACGUUUUGUUGGUCGACGUUACUCCACUUUCACUGGGAAUCGAGACGGCCGGUGGAGUGAUGACCAAACUCGUCGAGCGCAACUCUCGUAUACCGUGCAAACAACAGCAGACGUUCACCACGUACUCGGAUAACCAGGCAGCCGUCACCAUUACAGUGUAUGAAGGUGAAAGAGCAAUGACCAAGGACAACAACCUAUUGGGUACGUUCAACCUGACAGGAAUUCCUCCCGCGCCUCGCGGCGUUCCAAAAAUCGAAGUGACAUUCGACUUGGAUGCGAACGGUAUACUCAACGUGUCCGCGAAAGAGAUCAGUACCGGUAAAUCCGAGAGGAUCACCAUCAAGAACGACAAGGGCCGACUAUCCAAGGAAGACAUCGACAAGAUGUUAAAGGAAGCGGAGAUGUACCGACAAGAGGACGAGAAGCAAAAGGAGCGUGUGAGCGCGAGAAACCAAUUGGAGAGCUACGUGUUCAGUGUGAAACAAGCCGUUGAGGAAGCCGGUACGAAAUUGUCGGAGACGGACAAAAAAGCCACGUUGGAAAGGUGUAAAGCAGUGAUCACGUGGCUGGAAACGAAUACGUUGGCUGACAAGGACGAGUUUGAUGACAAAUUGAAAGAUCUGCAGAAAGAAUGUUCACCGAUUAUGACCAAACUGCAUCAGGCCGGUGCGAAAGGGCCGAACGUCGAAGAAGUUGAUUAAACAACAAACUUUAACUGAAUUCAACAUAAUAAUAUACUAUAAUAUAUUAUAAUAUUGUCGGUAUCGUUUUCAAAGCGUAUAAAAUGUAAACCGUAAUAAUAUCUACAAAACGUGUAAAAAAUAAACCGUUUAUCCAUGCCAAAGAUGCCAAAGAUGUGUGCUAGGUACUAAAUGUAUAUUUCUGUCAGUGUUAAGUCCUAAACAUUUUGUUGUGUUUGAAAACAUUAUGGAACAAUGUAUAAAUACAAUUAACGGAAUCUGUGUAAUAUUCUAGUAUAUCGUUUCACGAACGAAUAGUUCAGCUCUAACGAAACUAAAAAUGACGUAAUAGAAUCAUAUCAUGUAUAAUUAUUCAAAAUGUUAACCUAUAAGACUUAGCAUUGUUAUAUUACAGUUUAUUAUACAAACCGACUUCAUUAAAAUGUUAUCAUGUAAAGUA